This is a messenger RNA of Rattus rattus (black rat), 476 nucleotides long. Its product is annotated as eukaryotic translation initiation factor 4E-binding protein 1. Gene Ontology annotation, molecular function: eukaryotic initiation factor 4E binding. NCBI's taxonomy places the organism in Eukaryota, Metazoa, Chordata, Mammalia, Rodentia, Muridae. The coding region runs from base 30 to 383 and encodes 117 amino acids. Gene Ontology annotation, biological process: negative regulation of translational initiation. Gene Ontology annotation, cellular component: cytoplasm. The transcript has a single exon. The record is from RefSeq and is a predicted model, not a curated record.
UGGAGGGUCGUGGGCGGCGUGCAGGAGACAUGUCGGCGGGCAGCAGUUGCAGCCAGACUCCCAGCCGGGCCAUCCCCACUCGCCGCGUAGCCCUCGGCGACGGCGUGCAGCUCCCGCCCGGGGACUACAGCACCACCCCCGGCGGCACACUCUUCAGCACCACCCCGGGAGGAACCAGGAUCAUCUAUGACCGGAAAUUCCUGAUGGAGUGUCGGAACUCGCCUGUGGCCAAAACACCCCCAAAGGACCUGCCAACCAUUCCAGGGGUCACUAGCCCUACCAGCGAUGAGCCUCCCAUGCAGGCCAGCCAGAGCCAUCUGCACAGCAGCCCGGAAGAUAAGCGGGCAGGUGGUGAAGAGUCACAGUUUGAGAUGGACAUUUAAGGGACCAGCCAUAGGACGCAGUGAUGCUUCUGGGCCCCUGGGGCCCUUGGGAGGAGAGCCACAGCAGUCAGGCCUUGUACCCGGCAGACACUG